Messenger RNA from Solanum tuberosum (potato), 554 nucleotides. RefSeq lists its product as uncharacterized. Bases 106 to 498 code for a protein of 130 amino acids. The record is from RefSeq and is a predicted model, not a curated record. Lineage: Eukaryota; Viridiplantae; Streptophyta; Magnoliopsida; Solanales; Solanaceae. Gene Ontology annotation, molecular function: protein binding. The transcript has 2 exons.
UAAUGAGAUCACGUGCAUAGGCCGGGACUUGCACGUGAGCAGCAAUUCCCCGCCAACAUUAGGUUUUCUGCUCCGACUUAUAAAUCCAACGAGAACCACCGGAGUAUGGAAGAAUCAGAGACGAGUAUGGAAGUGCGUAGCUUAACGGGUGAAUCCAUAGUUGUCUCCAUUUUGCCGAACAAAACCAUUCAAGAACUCAAGCAACUCCUCAAGAAAACAUUCCCACCGGCUUCAAUUUCCCCAAAUUUCCAUCUCUUUCACAAGGGUGUCAAAUUGGGUUUAGAGAGUAGGAUAAGUGACCAUUCAGUUGGGAGUGGGGAAUUUCUAGUACUUGUUCCCUAUACAAAGAAAGACAGAAACAGAACAAGAAAACUGAGAUACCUGCAACUUCAUCUAUCCCAGUUGAUGAUUUCUGUCAACUAUGAUGUAGGCGUGUUUUCGUAUUUUGUUUUCUUGAAAGUUAUGGUAUACCCCCACACAACAGACACUCUUUCUUGAAACCUUGCCUCAUUUGUUUUUCUCCUUUCAUAUUCAUAUUUUGUGCUAUUUUCUUG